AUGCCGAACGCCACCGACCAUGAUGAUAAGUUUGAGGACGUGGCAAUGGAGGACCCGGUCCGCAAUGUCAUCCUCGACGUCCAGCACUGGAAGGAAACGGAUGCUGUGGAGCUGCUUCUGACACCACUGUGA
Messenger RNA from Peronospora matthiolae, 132 nucleotides. Lineage: Eukaryota; Oomycota; Peronosporomycetes; Peronosporales; Peronosporaceae. The record is from the annotation of a GenBank genome assembly.